AAAAAACUUUGUUUCCUGAUAUUUCUAAUAUAGAUAUAACAUUUGAAGAUGAUGUUGUUAUAAUCUGGGAUCGUAAUAAUCCUCAUCCAGACACUAGUACGAGAGUUACUCCUCAAAAUCUAGAAGUUCCUAUUCCAGAAGUUCCUGUUCCAGAAGUUCCUGUUCCAGAAGUUUCUGUUUGUCCAGAAAUUCCUCCUUUGCAAGAAUUAUGGUUUAAACUCAAAUGGAAUCCAAGAGUUUUUUCUGUUGUAGUAAGUGGUUUUAUCAUCAUACUUGCAGCUAUUGGUAUUGAUUUAAUAGUAAGUUCAUAUACCGGUGGUCAAAGAAAAAAAGAAAUACAAAAUUAUAUUAACGAAUGUCGAGAACCACGUAUCGAAUCAUAUUAUAAUAUUAUGGUUUUAGAUUUUCUUAUAGAUCAAAUUAAAGCAUUUACAAUUGCAAUAGAUUUAAUAACUGGAAUUACAGAAUCACAAUUAAAAAACAUGUUUGAAACUUUUCAAAAUAAAUGUAAUAAAGAAAUUAAGAAAAUCGAUUAUGUUAAAGCAGAAGAAAUAUUAAAACAAAUAGAUAAACAAAGAGGUUCUUGGACAAAUGAAGGAUAA
Molecule: messenger RNA, 602 nt
Organism: Dentiscutata erythropus
Lineage: Eukaryota; Fungi; Glomeromycota; Glomeromycetes; Diversisporales; Gigasporaceae
Source: the annotation of a GenBank genome assembly